This is a messenger RNA of Exophiala aquamarina CBS 119918, 1866 nucleotides long. RefSeq lists its product as uncharacterized. Bases 1 to 1866 code for a protein of 621 amino acids. Gene Ontology annotation, molecular function: carnitine O-acetyltransferase activity. Gene Ontology annotation, cellular component: cytosol. The record is from RefSeq and is a predicted model, not a curated record. Lineage: Eukaryota; Fungi; Ascomycota; Eurotiomycetes; Chaetothyriales; Herpotrichiellaceae. Gene Ontology annotation, biological process: carnitine metabolic process. The transcript has a single exon.
AUGCAGAAUCCCGAAGCUGUCUCCUGGGAUGGUCACUCAUCGAAUAACGACAAGAGAGCAAAAGGCAGACAUAUCGUGUCGGGAACAAAUGGUCUCGAAGCCGUCAACCUUGAACAGCUUAUCCUCUAUUCCCGGGAAAAAGAUGAGAAACUCCCUUUGUUUCCAAGGCCGACUUUUGAAAGCUUGAUCAAUGACAUAAUUGAAAAGACUCCUGUUGCAAACAGAGUCUUAGAUACAAUGGACCUUCGAAGAUCCGCGAGGGUCUUGGAGCCUGAGCUGGAAACGAAGUUCCAUAUGGCAACGUCGCAAAUGAUAGACAGUGCCUCUCACAAGAAUUGGUUUACAAGCCAGCUUAGAAAGCGCUAUUUAUCAUUUCGGGGACCACUGUGCGAGAUGUCCCAAUGUGCAGUCCUCUCCGCCGUUGCAGAUAGUCAAGCAUCUGCAACGGCGAAGUUCCUUCACAAGAUCUCUCUGACGAUCACGUCACUCGACACUAUUCGAGCUAUAGGUUGCGAUAGCAAAGGAAACCUCUAUGAGACAGAGCAACUCCGAUGCAUGUUUGCAACAACUAGAGAGCCAAGCCAAUCCGUUGAUGUAUUGAAAACGCAUCCCAAAUCUUCACACGUACUAGUACUCUCAAAUGGGCACAUGUUCAAAGUCCGAAUACUAGACCCAAAUUCACGGCCUAUCUCAGUCCAUAUGUUGACAACACAAAUUCAGCAGGUCAUUGACAAAUCAUUCUCAAGCGAGAGAAAAAACAGUGUCGCAACAUGCUCCACCCUCUUGGGACGAACGGAGUGGGCCAAGUUGCGAAGCGACUGCAAGAUAAUUGACCGAGCGGCAAUAGAGUGUAUUGAGGCUGCCGUUAUCUCAGUGGCACUACACACUGCGUUGCCUUCAACCCAGGAAGAGACAUUCAGCAUGGCCAAGGAAGACACCACGUGCGUCUAUUCUGAUAAGGUUUUUGGAGUCUCAGUAUUUCCAGAUGGGACAAUUGCCGCGAGGAUCGAUCAUUCAGUCGCUGAUGGAGGAUUGCUGGUCUUGCUUUGGCAGCACAUCUCUUCCUUAAAGAUCGAUAUCGCCGACCAAAUUCCAGCAGCAUAUACACCUGUUGAAGGACCACAGGAGAUCGAUCUUGCUGGCAAACUGGGAGCUAUAAGUCCAACAUUCCUGAAAAAGCCCGCCUUUCGACGCCAUUCAGUUGUUCUUAAAGUUGACCAGAAUACGGAAUAUAUUCGGUUCUUACGCCAGGCGAAGCUUCUGCACAUUGUCAAUUUAUUCGCUUAUCAAGCAGCAUUGAUGUCUAUAUUGGGUGAAAGUGACUGUACUAUACAAGAGCCGGUCUCAACUCGUAGCUUCGCCGAAGGUCGGUGUGACAGGCAUUAUGUUACAACCAGGGAACUAUUGUCGUUCUGCAAGGCUCUCGAUGCGAAAACAUCUCCGGAGGUGGUUGCCACGAGCUUCAUGAACGCCACGCAGAGAUACAGACUGGGUCUGAACGUUGUCAAAAAGGGCCAGGGUUUUGGAGCCACGGUAGAGAUAUUACAACAGGUACUCUCUUCGAUGCAGGCCUGCAACGAGAAAAGCAUCCUACUGGCGGCCAUAAACGCUUUCAAAAAGAGGAGCGCACUUUUUACUGGGUUCCCUUUCGCUCCGGCCAUUAAUGCCGUGGAAGGAUUUGUCUCCGCAGUCGAUCGAGUAUCAUGUGUCUAUAUCGGUCAUGACUCCCAGAUCAUCAUUUGUUUGACUGGUACAGGCAUAUUCAGCAACACCAUUAAUCAGAUCGGAGAGGCCAUGGAGAGUAAUCUCGUUGCUAUCAUUCAAGGAGUCGUCAAUUCUAAUCUUAUGCAUCUGGUCCUCGGAUGA